Molecule: messenger RNA, 875 nt
Organism: Chara braunii
Lineage: Eukaryota; Viridiplantae; Streptophyta; Charophyceae; Charales; Characeae
Source: the annotation of a GenBank genome assembly
GAGGAGGAAGGAGGGUUGAAGAUGGUCGGCUAUGGUGGACAGUGUGGGUGAUGGAGGAAGAAGAAGUGUUGGAGGUGGUUGGCUAUGGUGGACGGUGUGGGCGAUGGAGGAAGAAGAAGUGUUGGAGAUAGUUGGCUAUGGUGGACGGGUGUGGGCGAUGGAGGAAGAACAAGGGUUGGAGGUGGUUGGCUAUGGUGGACGGGUGCAAGCGAUGGAGGAAGAAGGAGGGUUGGGGGUGGUCGGCUAUGGUGGACGGGUGUGGGCGAUGGAGGAAGGAGAAGGGUUGGGGAGGUCCGGCUAUGGUGGACGGGUGUGGGUAACGGAGGAGGAAAAAGGGUUGAAGGUGGUCGGCCAUGGUGGACGGGUGUGGGUGAUGGAGGAAGGAGAAGGGUUGGGGAGGUCCGACUAUGGAGGAUGGACGUGGGUGAUGGAGGAGGAAGGAGGGUUGAAGGUGGUCGGCUAUGGUGGACGGGUGUGGGUGACGGAGGAGGAAGGAGGGUUGAAGGUGGUCGGCUAUGGUGGACGGGUUUGGGUGAUGGGGGAAGAAGAAGGGUUGGAGGUGGUUGGCUAUGGUGGGUGGGUGUGGGUGAUGGAGGAAGAAGAAGGGUUGGAGGUGGUCGGCUAUGGUGGACUGGUGUGGGUGAUGAAGGAAGAAGAAGGGUUGGAGGUGGUUGGCUAUGGUGGACGGGUGUGGGUGAUGGAGGAAGAAGAAGGGUUGGGGGUGGCUGGCUAUGGUGGACGAGUGUUGGUGACUGAGGAGGAAGGAGGGUUGGGGGUGGUCGGCUAUGGUGGACGGGUGUGAGUGAUGGAGGAGGGAGAAGGGUUGGGGUGGUUUGGCUAUGGUGGACGGGUGUGGGUGAUGGAGAAAGGAGAAG